AUGGCGGACUACGGCCAUCAGCAGGGCAGAGAGUAUGCGCGCCCUCCGCAGCAUGGCCAGUCCACGGGAGCAAGGGACGCAGCAUUCGCGAACAUCUUCGGCGCGAACCCGGCCAUGGCGGGUCGCUCACAAACAAUGACCUCCCAGUCCCCGAUGCGUCCUCCAGACCGCGCUCAGACAAUGUCAAGCCAGACGGCCGAUAUGAUGCAGCGCGGUCCGCCAAUGCGGCAGCCAUUGGGCGGAUAUGAUCGACGACCUCCUAAUGCCUAUGAUCAGCGGCCCUCCAACAAUUACGAUCAACAACGCCCACAGAGUUAUGACCAACCUCACGACCAAUUUUCUCGCCCACCGCCAAAUGGUUUCAAUCCCCAACGUCAAUCCGAAGGUCCCCCUCAAGCCCAACGCCAACCUCAACCUCAAUACCUACCACGGCCAUUGCGCCCUGAGCGUCAACCCUACGGACAACCUCAACGAUUUGACAGUCGAGCUUCUCCUCCCGGGCAGCCCAUGUUCAACAAGCCAAUGCAGUAUCGGAACGGCCCGCCUGGUCCGCCUGGUCCGCCCGGCCCUGCGAUGGCGUCGGACAGCUAUCGCUCUCAGUCGAUGGCUGCAGGACCACGACCUCAAUUCCAUCCUAACGGACCGUCAGGCUAUGGAGUUUCGCCGGCGCACACGUUUCGCCAGCAGCCGUACAUGAACCACAACGCGAGAACGACAGCACAAGGUCGCGUCGUGCCCGAGCGACCAGACGAGCGGACUAUGUCCAUGUCCUCAUACACAAGCAACAAUGAUUAUACCCAGACAAUGAGUGGGCGGGUCAUUCCCCAUCGUAGGAGGGAGUCAGGGGGCACGGAAGCCACACUGUUGGAGCAAGCACCCGCAGGUUCACCUCCUCCCGUGAACGUUGGACCGGGAAGUAAGACAAGAAAUGUCAGCCAAGGCAGUAUUCCCACGACUAGGUCAAUGUCUAUGGCUUCUACGGUUGUUCCACCUUCAGAGCGCACAGAAACGAUGAGUUCCUCAAUCACUCGCCCAAGCUCUACGCAGACAAUGACCAACCGGAAUUCAUCUCAAUCCCAGCAGCAGGCAGCUCAGCAAGCAGCUCAGCAGGCGAUGCUUGUCUCUCAGAGACGAGCACCUCUUGUCUAUCCGGCCCUUCUGUCGCGUGUGGCUGAAGUCUUCCGAGAACGAGUUGGAUUAACAGAAAAGGAGAAAGACGGUCUCGUUUAUAAGAGCGCCUUUACUGGAGCAGAGGCGGUUGACUUGAUCUCGUACAUUAUUAAGACCACUGAUCGAAAUCUAGCGCUCCUCUUGGGAAGAUCUCUCGACGCACAGAAGUUUUUCCAUGAUGUUACGUACGCACACAGACUGCGCGAUUCCACCAACGAGAUAUAUCAAUUCCGAGAAACGUUACUGGAAGAUACUACGGAAGUGAACGGUGUUUUCACGCUUCUGACAGAGUGCUAUUCUCCUACAUGUACGCGCGAUCGCUUGUGUUAUUCAAUCGCCUGUCCUCGGCGUCUCGAACAGCAGGCCCGUCUCAAUCUGCAGCCUCAGCCCGGUCUGAAGCGUGCAGAGUCUCGGGCCAGUUUACAUGAUGACGGAGAUGACGAGCAGAAACUGUGGAUCAACACGGUUUCCAAGGAGGUGGCCGCAAGUGUCAGUGAAAAGGAGCAGAAACGCCAGGAGGUCAUAUCAGAACUGAUGUACACGGAGCGAGAUUUCGUCAAGGACCUUGAAUAUCUGCGAGAUUUCUGGAUGAAACCACUUCGAGGCCCCAGUACAUCACCCAUCCCGGAACACCGACGAGAGAAGUUCGUGCGAACUGUCUUCUCAAACUGUCAAGAGGUGUACAUGGUCAAUUCCAGACUAGCAGAAUCUCUUACUCGCAGACAGCAAAAGGAGCCAGUGGUCCGAAACGUGGGAGAUAUUUUCCUCGAAUACGUUCCGCAUUUCACACCCUUCAUCAAGUAUGGUGCAAAUCAACUAUUCGGUAAAUACGAAUUCGAGCACGAGAAACGCACCAACAUACAAUUCUCAAAGUUUGUUGAUGAAGUCGAAAGAAUGAAGGAAUCCCGCAAACUUGAACUCAAUGGCUACCUCACCAAGCCAACUACAAGACUUGCAAGAUAUCCACUGCUUCUGGAAGGCAUACUCAAAUAUACGGCAGACGACAACCCAGAUAAACAAGAUCUCCCCAAAGCCAUCGCCAUCAUCAAGGAAACCCUCUCCAAGGUCAACGUCGAGUCCGGCAAAGCCGAGAACCAUUUCAAUUUGAUGCAACUUAAUAGGGACUUGAAGUUCCGUACUGGCGAAUUCGUUGACCUCAAACUAACGGAUGAGAACCGCCAGUUGGUUUUCAAGGGAAUGUUGAAGAAGAGUCCGACAGACACUACCGGUGAUAUUACCUGCUACUUGUUCGAUCACGCAGUUCUCCUUGUUCGAAUUAAGACGGUGAACAAGAGGGAAGAGCAGAAGGUGUACAAAAAGCCCAUUCCCCUCGAACUUCUUGUCAUCACCCAGAUGGACGAGAUCAUUCCGAGAAUGGGUAUCGCGAAGCGCCCUUCUGCCAAUCUGAUGGGUGCGAAGGCGCUCGCUGCAAAUGCUCCUAGGGGAGACGCGACCAAGCAACAAGGUUAUCCCAUCACAUUCAAGCACCUGGGCAAGGGCGGCUAUGAACAGACCCUGUACGCCAGCACUCCCAUCUCUCAACAGAAAUGGAUGGAGCACAUCGAGGCUCAACAACGCAACUUGAGGGAACGGAGCAACAUUUUCACAAAGACAAUCCUCAAUGAAGGCUUCUUCACCCCUGCCAUUCGCGUUACCUGCGCAGUUCCUCUCGAUGGCGGCCGGAAACUUGUUUUCGGAACGGAUGCCGGCAUUUAUGUCGUCGAUCGUAAACCCAAGGAUUCAUCUAUUAAGCCUCGACGUGUGUUGGAUUGUAAGGCAGUCACUCAGGUCGACGUUCUAGAACAGCAUCAAAUUGUGCUUGUCCUGGCAGACAAGACUCUAUACUCUUACUCCAUGGAGGCACUUGAUCCCGAUGAGUCGCAAGCGAUCGCUAAGCGCCCGCGCAAGAUCUGUCAUGCAAAUUUCUUCAAAUCGGGCAUUUGCAUGGGCCAGCAACUCGUUGCAUCCGUCAAGACUUCGGCAUUAUCCACAACAAUCAAAGUGUUCGAGCCAAAGGAGAACAUGGCCAACAGGUCAAAGAAAUCCGGCUUUGCGAAGAUGCUCUCCACUGGACAAGAUCAGCUCAAGCCAUACAAGGAAUUCUACAUCCCCACCGAGUCCACUUCGAUACAUUUCCUACGCUCCAAGCUUUGUGUUGGAUGCGCCAGAGGAUUCGAGGUUGUCAGCCUUGAAACGCUCGAAACGCAAUCCCUUCUCGACCAGGCCGACACAUCGCUUGAUUUUGUCGUACGAAAGGAGAACAUCAAGCCGAUCCACAUCGAGCGUCUUGCCAGCGAAUUCUUGCUUUGCUAUACCGAUUACUCAUUCUUCGUCAACAGAAAUGGCUGGCGUGCUCGACCAGACUGGCGCAUCAUCUGGGAAGGGACUCCGCAGGCAUUCGCUAUCUUCCACCCGUACAUUCUGGCCUUUGAACCAAGCUUUAUCGAAAUCCGGCAUAUGGAGAGUGGUGGCUUGGUCCACAUCCUUACCGCUAAAAACAUUAGGUGGUUGCAUACAUCCACACGAGAAAUCCUAUAUGCAUACGAAGACGAAAUGGGCAAUGAUGUCAUAGCAAGUUUGGAUUUUUGGCAAGCGGCCAACAGCCCGGGCCACAAACCGGGCGCUAUCGAGAACAGGAACUGA
Molecule: messenger RNA, 3813 nt
Organism: Aaosphaeria arxii CBS 175.79
Lineage: Eukaryota; Fungi; Ascomycota; Dothideomycetes; Pleosporales
Product: Rho1 guanine nucleotide exchange factor 1
Exons: 3
Coding region: 1-3813 (1270 amino acids)
Biological process (GO): intracellular signal transduction
Molecular function (GO): guanyl-nucleotide exchange factor activity
Source: RefSeq, a predicted model, not a curated record